AUGGGGACUAAAGGUAGAGAAAUGGAUAUUUGGAAUAGUUUAACCUCUGUUUGUGAUGAGGAAAAGCAACAACAACAACAAACACAAAUGCCUGAUAACCCUUCAUACACUAGAGAUUCUCAAGACAAUAAAAGUAUUGACGCUGAAAAUAAAAAUGAGUACAUUUUGAACAAUGAUCAACAAAGCGUUGUUUCUAUAGACGCAAAUACUAGCAAUCUUGAUCUAGAAAUUCAACUAAAACCCCCUAUUGAGCCUUUUUUUAAGAAAACCAGAGUUACAAAAUUCUAUAUAUUUAUUAAGACCAUCAAAUAUUUUACAUGGUUGAUUGCAGUUUUGAUGUCUGCCAAAGUGAUUUUCGGCUUGUGUUAUAAUUAUGGAUAUUUUAGCAACAACCAUAAAGUUGUGGACAAUAUAAAGAUGCCAUGCCAGAAUCUCUCCCAACAAUGGGCUAAACCCUUACAACUUGACCAUGGUUACUCCGAGUCUUUUGAAAUUACUAUAGAAGAAGAACCAUCCCCCAGCCCAGUAUACACUCAAAACUUGUUGACAUAUAAUUUUGGAAAUUCUUGGGGUAAACCUGCCAAAUUCAAAGUCGUUCCAUGGGAGAAUACUACUGCUUACAACACUAUUUAUCUAGAAUUGAAAACGUUUGUUAAUGGUACCCAAUACGACAGAUUGUUACACGUUUUCAUUAAUAAUAUAACAAUAUGGAGGAGCUCAACCGUUGAACCAUUUAAUAGAACUGAUAUCCAUAGUAGAAGUGUUAAAGACAUUACAAAGUAUAUAAAAUUAUUCAAAAAUAACAAAGAGCUAGAGAUGGUCUUUCAAUUAGACAAUAUAGUGACAGCAAAGUUGGAUGGUGUGUUUUCUGUUGAGUUGAAUGUAAACUAUUACAAUUUAACAAAAGAAAAUUAUGAUGAACAAACUACUGAGUCUGAAAAGUUUUUAAAGGAUGUUUUAUUGGAUCAUGUUAAUCCUUACUCUUCACCUGAUUUUUUAGAACCCUUGAUCUCUACACAAAGAAUAACGCCGCUAUUAUAUUAUCCACACACUCAAAUCCAAAGGCCUUAUUCACAUUCUUUGAAACCAUUCAUUGAAUCGUUAGACCCUAAGGAUACAAUAAAGAUUUCAGCCGAGGUAUUUUUGAAUGGCAAUGCCGCAGAAGAGUUUUGGUACUCUAAUGUUUUGGAUAAAUAUGCAGGCAGAUUUUCUAAACAGGGACAUGAAUUAUUAGGCCAUGGUCCUAUGAGAACUUUGAAUGUCUAUUUGACUACUGAACCUCCAAAUAAAAGUUUGAAAAGUGAUAAGGGUCAAAAUCCAAGAAAAUUAAUUCAUUCUGUCAUUCCAAAUCCAACCAUUUUUACAGGUGGUAUUUCGCCGCCACUUUGGAAGCCUGUUGUUAGUAUUGGUACCUUUGAUUUGACACCGAUUCUUAUUGACUUAACACCAUACAUGAAUGAAUUGUUAUUUAACUCUGAGAAAGAGUGGUUUUUAGAAUUCGAAAUUGCUAGCAGCUUUGAUACUGAUUCAUACAAAGAGACCAUUGGUGAAAAUUGGAUUUUGAGCGGCAAUUUAAUGGCUUGGUGUGGCGAUACUGGGAAACACCCAUUAAAGUAUCUCUACGAAAUUGAUUCUAAUCAGAAUUCUAUGUUCAAAGUUAAAGCAAAAGACGAUGAACCUGAUGAAUUAGAACAAAGGGUUGAGUCAAAUUCGAGUUUGCUUACCGUCCACAGAAUUCAGUACAAAGAUACAGAGUAUUUUUUGAAUACCAAGUUUCAUAAUCUUCUUAUCAACACCCAAGUUUAUAAAAAAUACGGUGAUCAUCAAAGCAACCAUGUUUUACUUGUCACUGGGACUGAAUUUGAGGUUAUAGACACAGAAACAGAUCAAAUUGUUUUUCUCGGUUCAGAUGAUUCAAAUUGGGCACUCGAAACAACAAUAAACACUAUUGAGGUUGAUGAGUCUGCUUCUGAGCUAACUUACAAGUCCAAUAUCAGUUUGAACUAUAAGAGGAAUGUUUCUUUGUUAAGUUGUGAUAGUGAGGAUAAUGUUAAUUUAUACAAUUUGCAAGCCACUCAAAUCGGUGACUCAGUGUACACUUUAUCUCCCUCUUCAAAUUAUGGUAGCGGUAAUAGUAUUCACUCCGUCGAGGUUGAUAGAACCUGGCCUUGGCAAAGAAAGUACAAUAGGGUUGUAAUUGUAAAAGACAAUAAGGCCAUUGUUGAUGUUCGAACGUAA
Molecule: messenger RNA, 2238 nt
Organism: Saccharomycodes ludwigii
Lineage: Eukaryota; Fungi; Ascomycota; Saccharomycetes; Saccharomycodales; Saccharomycodaceae
Product: conserved putative peptide-N4-(N-acetyl-beta-glucosaminyl)asparagine amidase A
Exons: 1
Coding region: 1-2238 (745 amino acids)
Source: RefSeq, a predicted model, not a curated record